AUGACCGCUGAAUGGCGAGUGGAUCCAAAACCUAGUGUAAUAAAAUGGACACCAAGGGAAAACAUCUGCUCAGACUUCUACACCGAAUGCUGGAAUAUGAAUAAAAGUAUUACUGGGGAGAUCUCAGAAGAAGAAAAUCUCAGUAUCUCUCAGGUAUGCCCCUUACAGCUCCAAUUAGGUGACAGUCUCUUCAUCUCCUCUGAGCCAUCCUUUCAGUCCUAUGGAAUGAAUUUGGUAAACGUCUCCAAGGAAGAGUUUAUUAACUGCCCUAAAGCUGGUUUUCUUCAAGAGCAGUUGAUUUUUGUUUGCCAGAUAAGAGGACUGCACCAAGUUGACCCUAACUGGCUUGGUGUUGGAACUCAUUACUUUGCAGAGCUUCAUAAGAGAGGCCCACUAUUGUGCAGCAUGGGCCUUCGUUUGAACGUAACUGUGAAGCAGCAGUUUUGCCAACAGUCUCCAAACGCACCAUUAUGCUCUGGGCAUGGAAAAUGUCUGAGCCAUGUUUGGGAAAAAGCGUAUAAUUGCCAUUGUUUCUCACAGUAUUCUGGAAGAUUCUGCCAGAAGUUUGAUAUGUGCUCCACUAAACCUUGCCACAACAAUGCCUCCUGCACUGAGAAAUCAGAACUUUCUGGAGAUUCUUAUGAAUGCAUGUGUCCUCCACAAUUUUCAGGUAAAAAUUGUACAGAAAUAGUUGGACAGUGCCAGCAACAUACAUGUUUCAAUGGUAACUGCAGCAAUGUUACUCCAAACACUUUUCUUUGUGAAUGUGACAAGGGCUUUACAG
Pelecanus crispus (Dalmatian pelican) is the source of this 784-nucleotide messenger RNA. The record is from RefSeq and is a predicted model, not a curated record. NCBI's taxonomy places the organism in Eukaryota, Metazoa, Chordata, Aves, Pelecaniformes, Pelecanidae.